Bactrocera neohumeralis is the source of this 8715-nucleotide messenger RNA. RefSeq names its product unextended protein (gene uex). The record is from RefSeq and is a predicted model, not a curated record. Lineage: Eukaryota; Metazoa; Arthropoda; Insecta; Diptera; Tephritidae. Gene Ontology annotation, biological process: magnesium ion homeostasis; transport. The transcript has 10 exons. The coding region runs from base 139 to 2982 and encodes 947 amino acids. Gene Ontology annotation, cellular component: plasma membrane. Gene Ontology annotation, molecular function: transmembrane transporter activity.
UGGAAUUUGACAGUUGGAAAUUGUUCGUUAAGUGUAGUGCAUCAUUUGGUUUUCUUGUAGUUUUUGAUUGUUUUUGUAAAGCAGAGAAGUGAUUUUUACCAAGUUAUUUAAAUAAAGUUUGCAAAAUAAAAGUUCAAAAUGCAUAAACAAGGAAAACAGUCAUACAAAAGCCAAAUACGGACUAGAAAUAAACGUUUUUUAUUAAAGAAAGCAUCCAAUGGCUUAAAUACCUCUUCAUUGGGGUGUUUAGCUCCUUCAAGUGGUCCACAAGCUCCAGAGCUAUUGCUGGGGUCCAAAUUGUCGAAUGAAAAAAGUGGAAAAUCAAUGUUUCAACAUUUGCAUAGCAAUUAUAGUGUUCCAACUCGUCCCCUUAUCCACGUAAAAAUUCAAAGCCUUCCCAUACUUGUGUUGUCUUUAAUUGUUCUCGUAGAAUGCUUUUGUAUUGGUAGCUGUGCACAAAUCAAAAGUAAAAGUGAUUUAUUAAGUGGAGCAAUAUUAACGCCAGUUGACGAUGUAGUGCCUAGAAUAGUCGAAAAUGUUCCUACAGAAAACAAAGGCAAUACUACAUUUACUGACUUUUCCGAUUCUACCAAACUUAAUCAUCGUGUUGAACGUGAUGUGUCGAGUGACGAUUUGAAAAUCUUCGGUUUUCGCGUAGAGUCGAGCAACAAUGAGAUUGAAUACCACGAUGGCGGCGUGCCGAGUGUGCUUAAAGAUACCGAAUUUACAAUGCGAAUUUUCGGUAAAGGCAUUACACCAGAUACCGUUAUAACAUUUACUGCUACAUCAAAUACAUUUGGUGGAAAAUGUCAAAUACCAGCAACCUUGCUGUAUAAACCCAUAGAGGGUUCGUCGACCAACGAAUCUGCUGUCUAUCGCAUGUCCCUGCCCAAACUGGAUGUAGCAAUGACCAAUGGCAGUGAAACAUUUUAUUUGUGUGCCAAAAAUGAUCCACAAAUGGAUGUGGGUAGCGCCACGGAUACAAAACCGAUGGUACAUCAAGGUGGAGAUGUUUAUCUGCAAAUGAAAACCUAUGAAAAUUUACUCCCCAUCUGGCUGUCAAUUGUCAUAAUUUUAGUCUGUUUAGGUUUCUCAUCGUUGUUUUCAGGUCUCAAUUUGGGUCUGAUGUCUCUCGAUCGUACAGAAUUAAAGAUUUUGUGUAAUACUGGCUCAGUUCGCGAACGUCAAUACGCUAGAAUUAUUCAGCCCGUCCGAGAACAGGGUAAUUUCCUACUAUGUAGUAUUCUCUUGGGCAAUGUGUUGGUGAACUCCACUUUUACAAUUCUUCUGGACGGUUUAACCUCGGGUCUUUUUGCUGUUAUUGUUUCCACGCUUGCCAUCGUUAUAUUUGGUGAAAUUACGCCUCAGGCUGUUUGUUCGCGACACGGUUUGGCCAUUGGUGCUAAGACGAUUGGCAUUACAAAAGUUGUUAUGGUGCUCACAUUCCCCAUGUCAUAUCCGAUUUCGAAAAUGUUGGAUUGGGCAUUGGGUGAAGAAAUCGGCAAUGUUUACAAUCGUGAACGCCUAAAGGAAUUAGUGAAGGUCACAACAGGUACAAAUGAUUUGGAUAAAAAUGAAGUCAACAUUAUUUCGGGUGCUUUGGAGUUGCGUAAAAAGACUGUUGCUGAUGUGAUGACUCACAUCGAUGAUGCUUUCAUGCUAUCGCUUGACGCUCUGCUAGACUUUUCAACCGUAUCGGAAAUAAUGAAGUCAGGAUACUCACGUAUUCCCGUAUACGAUGGCGAUAAGAAAAACAUCGUUACUUUAUUGUAUAUCAAAGAUUUGGCAUUUGUCGAUACCGAUGAUAAUACACCGUUACGUACGUUGUGCGAAUUCUAUCAGAAUCCAGUUCACUUUGUUUUUGAGGAUAUGACGCUCGAUCUUAUGUUUAAUCAAUUCAAAGAUGGUACUAUCGGUCACAUUGCAUUUGUACAUCGUGUUAACAACGAGGGUGAUGGUGAUCCAUUCUAUGAAACGAUUGGUCUUGUGACGCUUGAAGAUGUUAUUGAAGAAUUGAUUCAAGCUGAAAUUGUUGAUGAAACUGACGUGUAUAUCGAUAAUCGUACAAAGGUGCGUCGCAAUCGUAGUAAAAAGCAAGACUUCUCCGCAUUCGCCGAACGUCGCGAAAAUCAGAAGAUACGAAUUUCACCUCAACUCACCCUGGCCACUUUCCAGUACUUAAGUACAUCUGUCGAUGCCUUUAAAAAGGAACUUGUUUCUGAAAACAUCUUACGCCGCCUACUUAAUCAAGACAUUAUUCAUGCCAUUAAGUGCAAGGGUAAAAAUAAGGAUGAUCCUCGUUUGUUCAUUUACCAACAAGGUAAAGCCGUGGACUUCUUCGUACUUAUUUUAGAAGGUCGUGUUGAAGUAACUGUCGGCAAAGAGAAUUUACUUUUCGAAAGUGGCGCAUUUACAUACUUCGGUACUGCAGCCCUUCAACCUAAUGUCGUUGUUGAUUCACCCAGUCAACAAAUGCGUGGUUCCAUUCAGUCAUUGAAUAUGGAUUCGAAGAUUCGCCAAACAUUUAUACCUGACUAUUCGGUGCGUGCCGUCAAUGAUGUCGUAUACAUCGCAAUAAAACGUAGCCUUUACUUAACUGCCAAGAAAGCUACACUUUUAGAAAAGACCCGCAAGAGUGGUAUUGAGCUGAAUAGUGAAAUUACUGAUGAUGAAGUCGAAAGGUUAUUACACUCUGUGAACGAGGAUGAAAUUAGGGCGCAUGUCAAUCAUAAAAUAGCUGUAACUGGCAGCAAUACAGCUUCACCGUCAUUAAAUGACAUAUCAUUACAAAGUCAUAGUAAUGCACCGCCGCCGCACAAUAUGCACAGCAGUAGUAGUGGUGAAGUUUUAGAUGUGGGCUCAUUAAGCAGCCAAGUGACAUCGGAUCCAGUUAACGAUCAAUCAGAACAUAAUGGCGAUCGCGAGAAUGUCGCUACUACACCACUUUUGCCUAAGACUAGUGAUAGCGCUAAUAACAAAUAACAACAAGCAUAACAGCCAACGCUUAUAACUCAAAAGUUUACAUAUGCAUAAGAGUAGAGAAAUAGCAAGUAAUAUGCAUUUUACGUUUAUAAAUAUCGAAAGGCAGUCAAACCUUGCAUUACCACAAAUAAACAUUUCGUUCACCUGCGCCAACGCUUAUGCUCAACAUACACAUACAUCUGUAUGUAUAUGCCGUUUGCAAUCACAUCAAAAAACACAACAUGAAAGAUAAAGCAAAUAUGUGUACAUACUAAAUAUGUACUUAAUUAUAAACAUUACCUGCGCAUGCGCAUUAUAACGCUCUAACGCAAGAUUACUACUACUACACACACACGUAUAUAGUUAUUUACUUGUUAUACUUAAUUACUUUUACUCUCUGCAAUGUAACUUUUGAACUUUACAAGGUGUUCAGAUUUGUUUAGGUUUUUGCUGAACACAUCGUUGUCACGCUGUAGUUUUCCUUUGCAAUUAACUUAAGCGUAAAAUCUAAAACAAAAAAAUAAACAAAAAAAUUAUCAUCUAAUGAAAAAAGAUGAAACAAUUAAUUAAUGAUAAUAAUGAGUAAUAACUACGAGAGAUACACAAACAAAAUAUUGCGUACAUACAUAUUUUUUCAACUAAAAAUAAAUGGGGCUUGUACAUGUGAAUAUUUUUUAAAAACGUCAAAUUAAUGUAUUUUAUAAAACAAUAAGCGAAAAGAAGUAGAAAAGAAAGAUUACAAAAGAUUAACUAUGACAAAUGCAUUUCCAGAUGUUAAUGGUAACGUUGUGCAUUUUAACUGCAGCUUGUCGUUUUAUAAACGCGAAGUUGACUUGCAUGCGAAAGUUUAAGUAUUAAUGGCAAAAAUUUUUAUGUAAACUAAACAUAUUUUUUUAAUAUUUCGUUUUUUUUUUGUUUGUUUUAUUUCCACCAUUUAAACGAUUGUGUUUAAUUUUGCAAUGGUUUGUCAUUAUAUAGCUUUAAGACUAGUCCAUUAUUUAAUGCUGUGUCUAAAUAAGUUUAAUAUGUAUGUACAUAUAUGAAAUUAAUUUUGUGAGUGCGUGCUAUUUAAAUAUUUUUUGAAAUGAAAUUAUUGAGCAAGAAAUGAAAAGUCAAUAUUAUAAUAGAUAUUUUAUUAUAAUUACUACCAUUUAUUGCGGAGAAUUGGAUUCGCCUACGUUUUUUAAUAUUAUUAUUUUUGUAUUUUAUUAUUUUUACACUUACGCCAAUAUAUACGCAUAACUAACAACAACUUGCACAGUGCUAUCUGCAAAUAAUUUUGUCAUAGAACACAGCAAGAACUCGAUCGUCAUAGACGAACAAUUGACGAUAAGUCUAUAAAAGUAAUUAAAAAAAAUAAAAAACAAAUUUUAAAUCAUUAAAUUAACUUAUGGGUGGGCAAUUGCUUAUGUAUGUAAUAAUGUUCGAAAAUUAUACCUCAGUGCGUACAAUUGUGAUGUACGCCCAAUAAUACCUAAUGUACUUAAGAACGAUGUGAAACAAAAGCAAAAGAUAUACUGAGAAAAUUAAAACUAAAAAAAAACAAAAUAACACCAUGUGGUAGUAUUGUAUGUAUGCAAGUAGAAUGAAUUGAAAGUGCAACCCACUUUUGCAAAGACAAAAUAGUUUUGCUGACAUUAUUAUUGAAUGCAUUUUGUUUAAAAUACCUGUGUAUUAUUUUUCGAUAUUGCAGAAAUUAUAUUGUUAAAGGCCAAUAAACAAUGUCGAUAUUUUUCAUACAUACAGUACAUAACUAAUAGUUUUGUUUAUUGCCACAUAUGCUGUUUUAUAUAUAUAUAAACUUAAGAGAUUUGUUACUGGCGUUUAUAUACUAUAUAUAUAUAUAUAUAUAUACAUAUACAUACAUAUAUGUGUAUUUAAGAACAAAGAGCGCCUUUAUUUAAAUUUAGUUUAUAUUAUUUUUGUACAGGAGUUGUGAACUUCUUUACUUGUUGUCCAUUUAAUUAUGUUAAAAUGCGAAAUAUACUGAAAGUAAAUCUAUUAAAUACAAUUUAUUGAAAUUUUUAUGGAAAUUCUCACGAAUUUAAGUAAUUUAAAACAACAAAAUAUAUAAAUAUAUAUGCUAAAGUGUUAAAAACCCUUCAAGCGCUUCCUUACUUUCUGGUUUUAAAUAUUUGCAUACGUACUAUCGUUUAAAAAAUACAAUAAAAUUUAAUUAUUCUGAAAUAUGUUCAUGUUUUUGUUUAUUUUGAUGCCACUCAAGUGCAAUUACAAAGUGUUGAAGAAAGAAAGAAAAAUGUAGCUAAACUCUUUUGUGUAUUAUCAAUUAUAUAAAAUACUAUAUUGAAGCUAUCAAGAAAAAACAAAUGCCUCUGGUUUUUGAAGUCAAUUGGAGAUGGUCAUUAGCAUCCACUUACAUACUGCAUGGGCUGGAAACACUUUGCCCUAGCAAAGAAAUAAUGAGUUUUUAACGUUUUGACUUCGAUACAACCGAAUUUAAAAUACCCUUCAUAAAUCAAAAAAUUCAUACAAGAACUUUAUUUCCGAUAUGAACAAUUUGUUCGGCGAUUGUACCGCUGACUUCAACAAUAACCAAUGCCAAAUUUCGUGUCAAAUAAAAAAGUUUUCCUUACAAAGAACUCGUUUUGAUCGUUCAGAUUGUAUGAUAGCUAUAUGAUGUAGUGUAGUGAAAAUGUAUUGCGGUAUUGAAACGUUGCUUUGCACAGUAAUUUAUGCCAAAUUUCGCGAUCGUUCUGUUUGUAUGGCAGCUACAAGGGUCCAGUAUCGGCAAUUCCGAUCAAUAAUCUUUUAUUGACUAGUUCACGUAUAUACAGACGGUCGUCCGGGCUGGCAUUCCGUCAUUGAGUGUUACUAACUUCAUGGUAAACUUAAUAUACCCGAUUCUGGGUGUAUAGAUUUUUUAAUGAAAAAAUCGCUUAUUCCACGGCAUAAUCUGCAUGUAAAAUAACUCAUUUAAUGUCCAACAUUUGAAUACCAGUCGAAGCUUCAAGACCUUAAGAAUAAUUUUUUAUUUGCAACUUGAUCUUUUCAUUUAAGGGAAAUAUUUUUCAGAGAAUCACUUUUUUAGAUUGAAGUGCAAAAUCUGGUUAACACAAUGGUGUGUGAAGGUCUAGUUCAUAGCGCAAUACCUUCCAUUUAUCGGAUGUAUCCCAAACUUUAUGAGUCGGAGCUUUGUCUUGGCAAAAGAGCAAUGUGACACUCAUCGCCCGCAAAGCUUUUUGGUUUGUAAAAACUCCUUAAAUAUGGACUACACACAAUAUUGUUAACUAACUCACUGAUAAAAAUCCAUUAUCGUAGGUUUUCCAUAUUAAUGCCUCUAAUGUUAUUCGAAGGUUUCUCUUAUAAUCUUUCUGUAUCUAUCAAAUCGAAUCUCUUUACGUUCGACUAUCAUUACUACGGUGAUGUUCUAGGCAAAGUGAUGUACGUUUUUGAAUAGAUGACGCGUUCAACCCAUAUUCAACUCUGAAUCACUGGUCUUCAGAAGAGAAAGGAUUUUUGGAAUUUAACUAAAUUUUUCCAAUACAUCAAACUUCAAAAGCUGUGAUGUAUCUUAUCAAGGUCAGCGGCCUGUAGUAAGUGACUUCGAACAGGGAUCUCACUGCUAGAAUAAAUAACUGCAAAUAAGGGAAUCAUACUAUACCAUAUACACGAGGGAGGAAAAAUGAAGAUAUUGCACAAUUUACCCAACAAACUACAGACAUGCACUGAAAGCCCUUCACAUUGGGGCUAUUAACACCUUCUCUGGAUCCCUUCCAAUGAAUGGCAUUCUUGGAGAGGUGCCUGGCGAAUCUACGGUAACCAUUGUGCAACUUCGUUUUGGAUAGUGUAACAGGAACUUAUCCAGUACCGACCCCGACAAACGAAUUAUUUACGCUAACCACCUCUUUGCAUGACUAUUGACAUGACUUUGCAUAAAUUGAUUAAUCUAACGCCUCUCAUCGUAUGGUACAAACCCGUUGAAACAAUACGUGUCGUGCACUUCCUUUCGAUGAUUUGAUUACAAUCAACUAACUCUUUGACAGAAAAAAAGGGUCUGCAUAAUCGUUGCAAUAGUAACGCGGCGAUGCUGGAAAGUUUGGAAAGAAGUGGAAUGGCGGUGCAACGGCUCGGAGCCUACCAAUUUCGAAACGGUGCGUUAUCAAGAUGCAAAUACACUUUUUAUCGUCAAAUAGGGUGUUUUUUGCGAUUCUGCGUCGAAUUUACCUAAUAAAUCAAUAUUAGGAAUUCCAGAAAACGAUGGUCAUUACUUUUUCGCCUAAUAGGUCAUCUUCGAAUCAAGAUUGCGGAGUGAACUGUAUCAUGUAUCCUUGGAUCCAAGCUUCGUCGCUGUUGUGAGGUGCUCUCACGAUUGAGCUUGUAUUAUGAAGUGAGCAAAUGCGACAAAUAAGUAUUUCAUGCAGGGUCUUAUGAGAUGCCUACAAUCUGGGCUAUCAUAUGUACGUCUGACAAAACGAUAUCCAGGACUUUUGUCUGCCAGGCCGCCAUAGAUGUUUUUAACAUUUUUUGCUUAAGUUAGUAACUGGGUAAAAAUAAUUAAGAAGCACAUGUGGAUGAUGAAAUUAUAAAAAGUUUUAUAAUAAAUAAAUAGUUUUUAUAAUAAUAUGAAAAAAUCAUAACAAGUAAAAAAAACAUUUUAUACUCUUGCAACUUGCAGGAAUCAAAGUCAGGGAAAUACAUACCCUAAGAUCUAAAACGUCAACCACUACUAUAAUUCAUUCAUCGGCCGAAAAAGUUUUAAGAAGGCGGCGCCAAGCCCUUUUUCAAAUUUUUUUGCCCGCAGAUGUCAUUUGCUACUGCGGUCCACUGUGCCAAAUUACAGUUUUAUAUCUCAAAUUAGUGCUUAGUUAUGUCACUUUAUAGGUUUUCGGUUAAUGGCAUUUUGUGGGCCUAGCCGUGGUCCUAUUACGCCCAUCUUUGAACUCGUUCUUGUUUUUGCCAGGGAAGGCGCAUACCAAGUUUCAACAAGAUAUCUCAAUAUUUACAAUCAAGUUACAGCUUGCACGGAUCGUCCGUCCGUUUAUUUAUAUAUGUAUAACCCUAUAUCUAUCCCGAUUAGCUUUAUGUGAUGUGAUGUACAAACGUUAGGUGAACAAAACUAUUAUACUCUGUAGCAAUAUAUGGCAAGAGUAUAAAAAUAAUAAAUGGCAUUUCUAAGAGCUGUCGAUUCUGGAAUGUCAAAAUACGUGCAAAAACCAUCUUAUCAAAUUUGGCUCGAACUGGUCAAAUCGAAACGAUAAACAAAUGUUUUCAGAUUGGGAAAACCUUUUUAUGUUCGUGCGAAGUUUGAUCUCUUUAUGUUAAUUAGUGUGUGUUCGGUAGCUAGUUGCUUACCACGCAAAAAGUUUGUCUGGCCAUAGAAAAAACCUCAGUAUCAAAAGUUAUCAGUUGGUAUACUAAAUGUAUGAAUGGCAAGAAUUUCUGAAAAUUGAAAAAAAUCUUCUAUAUGUAAAUCACUAAUUUAAAUUUAUUAGAACACCAAAAAAUUUUAUUUGUUGUUCUGAGUAGUUAAAAAUAAAAUACAUUUUUCUUAUUCCAAAUGUUUGCUAACAUAUACUACAUUUAUUAGCAUUGUUGAUGAUAUUGGAAAUAACUCUAUAUUUGUAUAAACAAUUCGCCGCAGAUGAAAGCUAUUUGUUUAAGCAAGUUAUUGGCAUAAUUGAACAAAAUAUAUAUAUUUGAAAUAUUUACGCUGUAUUAAGUGAUUGUGUCGUGAAAUGUAACGCUAAUAAAAUUAAAGAAAAUAUAAUAAAAACUUAUAGUGCGAAAAUUAAA